AUAUUAUAAAAAGGCACAUUUCUCCAUUAUUCCACUACUGAGGUAAUUCCUACUCCAGGCCUGUAGGGGUCGAUAAUACGCUCAUCGCGGUGUUUACUAUCCGUCGUUGACUCGGAUGCAAAGCGACGUACACACACACAUAUCACCCACGGCGGUCACACGUGGGUACAGAAGUUUACCAGAGUGAUGUGUGCUCUCGUCAUUUAAAUUAGAAAACAUGUCAAGGAGGCAGAAACAAGCACAGGAAGAAAAGGCGCUAUCUGAAGUCGAAAACAUGGAGGAGCAGGUCCACGAUUCGCCACCCGAGACCAGACGGACCCGCAGCGGCCGCAGAGUGCGCCCUCCUGUUUCACUGAUGGACUCUGAACGCCCGGUGAGGACACCCAGCAGGAGGACCAGGAGGUCUGUGCUCCAGGAGCUGCCGGUGGAGGAAGAAGAAGAAAAUACGGACGAACCUGAGCGAAAACUCGAGGAUGUUUCUGAGCCCGCUGAACCGGAUCCGUGCACACCGUCUGAACCGGAUCCGUGUACACCGUCAGAACCGGCAGCAAGCGGAACCGAGGACAGGCCUACCGGAGACUGUCACCAGCCCGGGUCUGCUCCAGCCGAAACCGCACCUACGAAUCUGGAGAGUGUCCCCCAGAAGAAGAAACCUCGUCUCGGUUCAAGCGUGAAACCGACUCCAGUGAUUCCUCUGGGAAAACCGAAGUCAGGAAGAGUGUGGAAGGACCGCAGCAAGCAGAGGUUCUCUGCUUUGGUGAGAGAUAAGCCUUUGUGUACUUCUUGGGAAAAGAAGAUGAAGGCCAAGCAAGAAAAGGAGAUGGUGAAAAAGUUUUCUUUGCAGCUUAAAGAGGACAAAGCCAAAGAAAAAGAGGAAAAGAGGAAAAGGAGAGAAGACAACCUAAAACGGCGUGUGGAGAAUGAACGUAAAGCAGAGGUUGUGCAAGUGAUUCGAAACACAGCAAAGAUCAAGAGGAUGAAGAAGAAACAACUCAGGAAAAUUGAGAAGAGAGACACACUGGCUCUGCUCCAGAAGACACAGAAGACACAGAAGCAGAACUCAAAAGCUAAAAAGCAAAAAAUCAACACCAAUGACAAAGAUUUAACCUAAAGACUUGAUAUAAUAAAACCAGCUGUUCAUUA
This is a messenger RNA of Solea solea (common sole), 1143 nucleotides long. RefSeq names its product coiled-coil domain containing 86 (gene ccdc86). Gene Ontology annotation, cellular component: nucleolus. The record is from RefSeq and is a predicted model, not a curated record. The coding region runs from base 218 to 1111 and encodes 297 amino acids. The transcript is spliced from 4 exons. NCBI's taxonomy places the organism in Eukaryota, Metazoa, Chordata, Actinopteri, Pleuronectiformes, Soleidae.